AUGAAUCACUUCCGUCUACCUUCGGGAAGCUCUGUACCAAACAUCUUCAACUUCAAUCAGCCUUCUCCGGUUUCGAGCCCACUACGCCCUCAGCAGCAGCAGAAACAAGCCGCCCAGCCCCGCCAAAUCCACAGAAAUAGAAUAUCUUACUCCUGCCAUGCUUGCCGACGUCGGAAAGUCAAAUGCGAUCGCUUGCAUCCCAUCUGUAGUAACUGUACAAAGACAGUAGAAUCUUGUGUCUACGAUGACCACGCGAUCAAUGGAAACAAAGGUGGCAAGGAUGAAAAGAAUCAGAAGGCUGGAGGCGGGACGAAACGGCGAAGGACAAACGAGGGCACUCUAACGAUGAGUGAAGAUGGGGAGGAAGGGGGAAACGGCAUGAAUCCGACAGCUACUAGGAUCACUACUUCUUCAGCUUCACCCCCGAAAUCGACCUUGGGAGUAAGCAAGGAAGCAGACCUAGAGACAAGAAUGAAUAGGCUUGCAGAAAUUGUGGAUAGAUGGUAUAAAGAUGCCUCUGCUCAUGGCGCUGCCCCAGAUGGCCUUGCUCCUCGGCCAGGACUCCAGACAACCGGCCAUGAUAAUGCUACAAAAACGAAUACCUUGGAUGAAAACGGGUUCGCACAAAGUCAAGCCUAUCUAUAUCUACUGCAACAAGCCACGGGACCAAUUAGACAUAAUUCUACUGACCUGAACCAUUCUGCGUCGUCAGCAUCCCCUUCUCCGACACAUACAUUAUCUCCAAAUAUAUCUAUAACACCAGGGAGUAGCAUCGGAGGCCGAAGUCAAGAAUCAGAGAAUAAUGGGCCGGGGUGGGCUGCUUCAAAUACCCCUAUUAAAAUACUCAACGAAAAGAUUGAAGCAGCGAGACAGAGUGAAAACGAUGAUGUUGAUGAUUUAGGUAUCGGCCAUCUAAGUAUUCAAGGUGGAGGAAGGUCCCGUUACGUUGGUACUAGUUUUUGGGGCCUCCUCAGUAGUGAAAUCAACGAACUAAAUCAAAUCCUUAAAACCCAUACCCACUUUGACAGAAUCGGGAAUCGGCGAGAAUGUGAAGAGCACUUUAAAAACACACCAAAACCGCAACCCACUCUAGCGCCCCCACAGCCACAGCCACAGCCAGAGUACAGGGCUGGGUGUCCACAGGCUGUAUUAGCAAUGUUCAGUAAAGCCUCGUUUCUCCAAUUCGAGCCCCGCGAGAUUGAGGCUCGUACCUGUGAAGUAGUCCCAGCAAUCCUCAAAUCACUCCCAAAUAAGUCGUUUGCAAAUCAUCUAUACAAGUCAUUUCUGCAUGGAGUCCAUCCAGUUAUGCCUCUGUUACAUGCACCAACAUUUGAUGAGGAUUAUCAGCAUUUUUGGGGAUGGUAUCCAGACAACCAGCAUCAAUUCCCCGACUCUAAGCUUACGGAGAACCCAACCUUUCUCCCGUUAUUGAUGGCCGUGCUGUAUGCUGGGGCUAUCUCAAUGUCGAGCAAAACGAUAAAUAAACUAACGGGAGGUGAAUGGACGAAAGAAACGCUUUCGUCCCGUCUCUAUGCUGCAACCAUGAAAGAGCCGCUCACAUCAUGCUCCUUUGUUGGCAUGGCAAUGCGAGUUGCGCAGUCAAUGGGGCUCCAUCGUGAUGGUUCACUAUUUGAACUUUCAGAGGUCGAGUGCGAGGUCCGUCGGAGAGUCUGGUGGCACAUUAUGUAUCUCGAUGUUCAAGGCGCCAUCGCAACAGGUCUUCCGCCCCUUGGUGGGAGCGGUGAUGACCUUUACGAUACAAAAAUGGUAUCUGAGCUCAGAGAUGAGUACAUCGGGCUUGCUCCAGGCGCCCCAGACCCGGUCACACCAAUGACCCCCCAUAACUCGCGAUGCCAGGAAUUUCAUAAAGAAAAGAUUGAUAUACGCUCCUCGCCUGCCAUGAUAUUAGCAGUGGGCCGAUAUGAAUCGACAAUUCUUCUUAGGAAGAUCAUUACCCGCUUAUUUGCAAUACGAGGGAGUAAGAGAAGUGAUUUGAUGGAGAUGGGGAAGAUGAUAUAUGAACUUAAAAUGAGUCUGGAGAAGAAGAUAUCAAGGAUACCAGCGCGGGGAAUCCCCGAAAUGGGAUUCACCCCUCCCGUGGGUUCUAAAGGGGAGCCUGAAGUACCAAAUGAGGUGGAAAGAGCUGUCGUUUUCAACUCGUGGGCGAGGAUCAUGUUGAGUUUGUUGAGCGACAGGGCAUUUGGGGUACUCUAUCAACCGUUCUUGAAGAGCGCAAAAAGCAACAUGUGGAAGCAUGCCCGUAACUGUGCCCUCCACUUUUGCCACUCCUUCCUCCGCAAGUUCCUCCACCUCUCACGAACCCAGCUCUUUCAGCCCUACCAAUGGUUCUGCCCAGGCACCUACCAACCCCUUCACGCAACCAUGAUCCUCAUUCUGGACCUCCACGAGCGCCCAUUCGCUCCUGAGGCCCCAAGUCCCGCGGCUUUGUCGACGAAGUUUUCGCCGUCUUUGGCGAGCACGGGAACUACUCUACAGGCGACGGCGAGGGUGGCCUACGAAAAAGCAGGAAUCAAAAUACCACCGUCGGCGCCACAAGAACAAUCUGGGACUACCAAGGACCCUGAUACCAAACUCGGCGGGUGCGGGGUCCAACUCGGCGGAUGCGUCAGCCCGCUCGGCGGGUGCAACAGCCAGCAGGAAUACUAUCCAAAUUUCCCACAGUUUGCGAUGGACCAUACCACGGCAGUCACACAACCGGCACCGGUCCCGCCGAUACCACCACCGUUUAUACCCGUCCAUGUGAGGCCGGUGACACCCCCGCCGCCAAAAAUGGACGAUGUGCCUGGUGGAGGUAGUUUUGAGGAGCUCCUGCAGAUGGAUACAAUCAUUGACGCUGAAGAUAAGGCGUUUUUCACGGAUGCUGUUGCGGCGCACUUUUUGCAGGAGCAGCAGUCGAGGGAUGUGGAGUUGGGCUUUGGGAUGACGGAGGAGGCGGCAUCACCACCGCCGCCGCCGGCAAGCCAGUUUACUCCGCCAGCGGAGGGCGCCGGCCAGGAUAUGAUGGACUUUGAUUGGGAGGAAUGGGAUCAGGUGUUUGGGAAGUAUGUUUCGGUCGAUGUGGGUGAUAUUCUGUAG
Molecule: messenger RNA, 3096 nt
Organism: Morchella importuna
Lineage: Eukaryota; Fungi; Ascomycota; Pezizomycetes; Pezizales; Morchellaceae
Exons: 5
Coding region: 1-3096 (1031 amino acids)
Biological process (GO): DNA-templated transcription; regulation of DNA-templated transcription
Molecular function (GO): DNA-binding transcription factor activity, RNA polymerase II-specific; DNA binding; zinc ion binding
Source: RefSeq, a predicted model, not a curated record